GCGAUCUGAGUCCCACGGAAGCCGGCAAGGGGCGGAGCGGAAGGGAGGAAGGUGGUAGAACCCCGUGCACACCACGUUCCCGCAGUUGCUCAGCCAUCACCCGCAUAGUCUGGGCCGGGGGCAACACUUAAUCGGUGUCUGGAAUUUGCCCAAAUGAGGUACCCUUGCUGUGCCUUGAUUUCCUCGUCUGUAAGAGGGGCACGACAGCAACACCAACUUGAUAAGCUUGUGCAUCAAACACUUAGCAAGGUGGUGUCAGCUGUGGGGCCAGGUGCCCCCUGAGGCCAGGGCAGUACAGCACUAUCUCUGAAGUAGCUCUGCAAUCUGGGAGUAGCACGGUGCCUAUUCCCUCAAAGGCUGCUGAGCGAGUGGUGGGUCGAUGGCUUCUGGUCUGCAGUGGAACAGUGGCUGGAGCAGUUAUUCUUGGUGGAGUAACCAGGUUGACAGAAUCUGGCCUCUCAAUGGUAGACUGGCAUUUAAUAAAGGAGAUGAAGCCACCUACAAACCAAGAGGAGUGGGAAGCAGAGUUCAAAAAAUACCAACAAUUCCCAGAAUUUAAAAUCUUGAAUCAUGGUAUGACACUGGCAGAAUUCAAGUUCAUCUGGUACAUGGAGUACUCACACCGAAUGUGGGGUCGUCUUGUAGGCCUUGCAUACAUCUUACCUGCUGCCUAUUUUUGGAGAAAGGGCUGGCUUAGUCGUGGCUUGAAAGGACGUGUUCUUGCCCUCUGUGGUUUAGUCUGCUUCCAGGGUCUGUUAGGAUGGUACAUGGUCAAAAGUGGAUUAGAAGAAAAACCCAACUCCUAUGACAUCCCUCGGGUCAGUCAGUACCGCCUCGCUGCCCACUUGGGAUCAGCCCUUGUUCUUUACUGUGCCAGCUUAUGGACCUCCCUCUCCCUUCUGCUCCCUCAGCACAAGUUGCCUGAAACUCGUCAGCUUCUGUGGUUGAGACGAUUUGCUCAUGGAACAGCAGGCCUCGUGUUCCUUACAGCUCUCUCAGGAGCUUUUGUGGCUGGUUUAGAUGCUGGACUUGUCUAUAAUUCCUUCCCCAAGAUGGGAGAAUCUUGGAUUCCAGGAGAUCUCUUCACCUUCUCCCCCAUCCUGAGAAAUGUUUUUGAGAAUCCCACCAUGGUGCAGUUUGAUCACCGGAUAUUGGGAAUCAGUUCAGUGACUGCCAUUACAGUGCUCUAUUUUCUCUUGCGGAGAAUUCCCCUUCCUCGAAGGACUAAGAUGGCAGCAGCAACUCUUCUAGCAUUGGCUUAUACACAGGUGGGCCUGGGCAUCAGCACUCUGCUGAUGUAUGUUCCAACUCCUCUGGCUGCCACUCACCAGUCGGGCUCCUUGGCUCUGCUCAGUGUUGCCCUUUGGCUCAUGAGUGAACUCCGAAGAGUCCCAAAAUAAUUCUAAGAAGAUCAGCCUCCUAGGAAUGAAACUGUUUUUGAGAACUCAUCAGAGUAUAAAGGAUUUGGGGGUUUCUAAAAGGAUGACCUUCGUAUACCAAGCUGUUUCCAGAUUGGUCAAGUUAUACAGAUUGUUUGUUUCUGAGACAGCCCCUGGAUCAAGAAUGCCAUAGAGGGCCAGGGAUGCAGCUUAGUGGGAGAGCUUGCACCUCACAUGGACAAGGAUCUAGGUUUGACUCAAUCUCUGGCAUGCACAUACUCUUCUCCAAGUGCACUCUCCUUGCCCCACCCCCCCCCAAAAAAAAUCAUUGGGCAUGGUGACACUAAAGGUUCCUGUUUAGACUUACUACUUUUCAUGUUGAAAAUCAGAUUUAAUGUAGAGGAAGAAUUCUGACAUUUUCUGCUGCUUAGCAUCAAUAGAUUCUGCCUCAGAUUUCUUAAUGUUGUAAGCUCUUGCCUCUAUGUGUAUGAUCUCUGUCUAUUUGAGUCCUAUAUUCUGCCUAAGUAGAAACUAUUUAUGAUCUUAGAUGUAUUUCUUUCAGGUUGAGUUUCAAUGAGCAGAAUUCUAAAGUAGGUAGAUAACCUUCAGUAAGACAUAGUGUCUUGGGGGCUGGGCAGUAGUGCAGUGGGUUAAGCACAGUGAGUUAAGCGCACGUGGCUUGAAGCACAAGGACUUGUGCAAGGAGCCUGGUUCAAGCCCCCGACUCCUCAUCUGUAGGGGGGUUGCUUCAGUGGUAAGGCAGGUCUGUAGUUGUUUAUCUUUUUCUCUCCUUCUCUGUCUUCCCCUCCUCUCUCAAUUUCUCUCUGUCCUAUCCAACAACAGCAGUGGCAACAAUAACAACAACAACAACAAGAGCAACAAAAAAUGGGAAAAAAUAGGCUCCAGGAGCAGUGGAUUCUUAGUGCAGACACCUAGUCCCAGUGAUAAUCCUGGAGGCAAAAAAAAAGGUCUUUUACAGUUCUGAUUUUCAAAAAUGGGUAGAUUUUUACAAGCUUGGCAUCUGUUAUCUAUUGCAGGAAAAAAAGGUUUAUUUUGUCCUUUGAAAAGAAAAUGACUAGUAGCCAGUUGGAUUCAUCAUGAACUAGUCCAGUGCCUCUUUUGAUAGUGCUGUUAUCUUAUGAAUUCAGAGGAAUGGAAUAGAUGUACAAAUAGGUUUGUUUCAUAACAGCCUUAUAAAUAAGAGAAAAAGGAUUUUGAAGAUGUACUAUAUGAAAAUUUAUUCAGAUGUUUAAACAGAUUGUUAUGAGUUUACAUUGACAUUUCAUAAGGCUCUGUCCUAGCCAACUUUUUUAUUGCUUCAUUUUUUUUUAUAUUAAAGUUUUAUUUAUUUCAUAUGAGGUGGAGUUUCACAUGAGAGAGAGAGAGAGAGAAGCUAGACACUACUCUGGCUCAUGUGUUGUCAGGGAUUAAGCCAGCAGCCUUGGGCAUGUAAGUUCUGCACUUUACCAGCUGAGUUAUUCCCCCAGCUGCUUACUGCUUUAUUUGUAAGUAUAAUUGACAUACAACAUUAUUUAAUUUCCAGUGUACAGUCAAGGAAUCUACAUAUGUUCACACUGUAACGUGAUCAUCACAAUAAAUGUACUUAACAUA
Molecule: messenger RNA, 2990 nt
Organism: Erinaceus europaeus (western European hedgehog)
Lineage: Eukaryota; Metazoa; Chordata; Mammalia; Eulipotyphla; Erinaceidae
Gene: COX15
Product: cytochrome c oxidase assembly protein COX15 homolog
Exons: 9
Coding region: 462-1400 (312 amino acids)
Biological process (GO): heme A biosynthetic process
Cellular component (GO): mitochondrial inner membrane
Molecular function (GO): oxidoreductase activity, acting on NAD(P)H, heme protein as acceptor
Source: RefSeq, a predicted model, not a curated record